Camellia sinensis is the source of this 932-nucleotide messenger RNA. RefSeq names its product putative germin-like protein 2-1. The record is from RefSeq and is a predicted model, not a curated record. Lineage: Eukaryota; Viridiplantae; Streptophyta; Magnoliopsida; Ericales; Theaceae. Gene Ontology annotation, molecular function: manganese ion binding.
CAUGAUAGAUCUUUCAUCUCGAUCAAACAAUUACAUUAGACGUGUUUUAUUAUCCUCAAUCAAUUAAAAGAUAACGAUGAUGAGCAAUCACUUUUUUGUAGUCAUAGUUGUGUUAGGCUUGGCUUCCACCCUUGUCUAUGCAUCUGACCCCAGCUCUCUACAGGACUUUUGUGUUGCUGUUAAUGACUCUAAAUCUGCUGUGUUUGUCAAUGGCAAAUUCUGCAAGGACCCAAAGCUUGCUACAGCAGAUGAUUUCUUUUUUCAUGGCCUCCAUGGACUUCGAAACACAUCAAACCCAGUUGGAUCAACUGUCACUCCAGUGAAUGUCAUGCAAAUACCAGGGCUCAACACUCUCGGUAUCUCCUUAGUUCGCAUUGACUAUGCACCCAAUGGCCUUAUCGCACCACACACGCACCCUCGUGCUUCUGAAAUACUUGUUGUGUUAGAGGGUACACUGUAUGUUGGUUUUGUAACCUCCAACACAGACAACCGUCUUUUCACCAAGGUGUUAUAUCGAGGAGAUGUUUUUGUAUUCCCAGAAGGUCUCAUUCACUUCCAGUUUAAUUUGGGAAAGAGUAAUGCAGUUGCGCUUGCUGGUCUAAGCAGCCAAAAUCCUGGAAUAAUUACUGUUGCAAAUGCAGUGUUUGGCUCGAAUCCAAAAAUUUCUGCUGAAGUUCUUGCCAAAGCAUUCCAAGUGGACAAGAAGGUGGUUGACUAUCUUGAAGCACAGUUUUGGUGGGCCAACAACUAGAGAGAGACGGGGGGAAAAAAAAUUCUAUUGUUCAAUAAGUGAAAUGUAAAAUAUGUAAUCUUGGUAUUAUUAUGUUUUUAGUUUCAGGUUAAGGGUACUUUGGUAUUUUUUGUCUUCUAUUGUUAGCACACAAUGUAAUUUUGAUUCAAGAUUAAUGCAAAUAUUAUCGCUUUUUUAUUUA